Molecule: messenger RNA, 1425 nt
Organism: Musa acuminata AAA Group (dessert banana)
Lineage: Eukaryota; Viridiplantae; Streptophyta; Magnoliopsida; Zingiberales; Musaceae
Product: high mobility group B protein 9-like
Exons: 6
Coding region: 116-1177 (353 amino acids)
Molecular function (GO): DNA binding
Source: RefSeq, a predicted model, not a curated record
UAAAGCUGCUGGCUUUAUAGCUAUGCUUCCUGCCAUGGGUUUAUGGCCUGCUUAGAUGCGGAAGGGGAAGGGACAAGGUCUUCAGCUUGCUUGCUAACUUCGCCCAAGUAAGAUAAUGGAGAUGGAGGUCCAGGAGAAGCUUUAUCCUGCUCCGCUCCAUUCCCAUGAGGAGGUGGUGAGGGAUAGCGUGGGCUUCAUUGAGAGCCUGCGCCGGUUCCACUCCUCCAUGAGCACCAAGUUCAUGGUUCCUGUGAUCGGAGGGAAGGAGCUAGACCUGCAUCUCUUGUACGUGGAGGUGACUCAAAGAGGUGGCCUCGCGAAGGUGAUCGAAGAGAAGAGAUGGAGGGAAGUGAUUGCGGCAUUCAAGUUUCCACCCACCACCACCAGCGCUUCCUUCGUGCUGAGGAGGUACUACCUGAGCUUGCUCCACCACUACGAGCAGGUCUACUACUUCCGGAUCCAGGGGCCUCUGGUUCCCCCGGCAGCUUCUUCCCAAACCAGGGCAACUCCCAGCAAGCUUGACCACAGCGUCGUCGUCUCCGACUCCACCAUGCAGACCCCCAAAGCUCGUAAAAGAGCGCUUCCUGAGCCACAGAGCAAAGGGCCUUACAAUUUCACGGUUACGGGGUCGAUCGAUGGGAAGUUCGAGUAUGGAUAUAUGGUGACGGUGAAGAUAGGCGCCGAGACACUGCGAGGUGUGCUUUAUCGUGUCCAGCAAGAACAGCCUUCGGCAGGCUCUUCGUCCUCUUUGGCAGCAGCAGCAGCAGCAGCAGCAGCCGCCGACACUUCUCAUGCCGCUGACGUCGCCGCCGUAACAAGAACAAGGCGUAGGCGGAGGAGGGGGUGGAGGCGCCGCGACCCCGCCCACCCGAAACCAAACCGGAGCGCCUACAACUUCUUCUUCGCCGAGACGCACUCCAAGCUGAAAGCUCUCCACCCUCACAGGGAAAGAGAGUUCAGCAAGAUGAUCGGGGAGUCCUGGAGCAAGCUCAGCGAAGAGGAAAGAUUGGUAUAUCAAGAUUAUGGAUUGAAGGACAAGGAGAGAUACAAGAUGGAGAUGCAGGAAUACAAGGAGAGAUUGAAGCUUGCUCAGCCAAAGGAAGUGACGGUGGCAAGGGCUGUGCCAUCAUCAGAAGUUGUAACUGAAGAAGUGAAGGAAUCAGCUGAUGGGCAUUAAAUAUGUUAGACAAGCUUAAAAGAUGUAUGCAAUGAAUGCAUUUUAAGGUAGAUCAAGAUCCAUGUUUUGGUGAGAGGUUUCAUCUAAAGGUCAAGGAUGGUACCAAAAUCUAAGUCUUUGAAGAUUUAGCUAACUUGAGAGCUGCUUUUUCUAAGCUUCCUUGAAAGAUUAGUAGCAUUGGCUAGUAAAUCUUUAAGAUCUAUAUAAAUAUUCUCGAGGUAGAAGGGAGGAUCUCAAUUCACAGCUGA